AUUGGUGCGAUUUGAUAGUGAACAAAUAGUACGGUCGGUAUGUUUUCAUAUCAUCACGUUUUCUCACUAUUGCAUUUAGAGACAAAAGACAACUGUGAACAUGGCAGGGGAUAAAACACAAGAGAAAGCACCAGCGAAUAUACACAAAAGUUCAUUAUCAAUUCGGGAUGGUAUAGAAAUUCGUUCAAUACAAGUAUGUCAUCGUGACAAAGUACUAGAAUUCCUACGAUCACAUUACUAUCUGGAAGAGCCUUUGACAAUCGGAAGUGAUCCAAAAGAACAAGAUCCGGAAGAUGAAAAAUUUAACAUGUCUCAGAUAUCUCACGGAACUUGUUUAAUGGCAUUGAAUGAGGAACGGAUUGUUGGAGUUUUAAUUUCCGGACCAAAGAGUAGUAACGAAGCCGAUCAUUUAUUCGAAGAUGCCGAACGAUUCGGACCCACUAAAUGGGGUACUGCUUUAAAAAUCUUAGCAUGCGCUGAAAGAGACUCCAAUGUCUAUGUACGAUACAACGUUUUGAAAGCAUUGCAUAUUCAUAUAUUAGCUGUAGAUGCAAAACUACGCGGACGUGCGAUCGGCGCAAGUCUGAUAGAAGAGAUAAAAAAGCUUGGUCGACAAUUGCUUUAUCCACUGUUGACUUUGGACUGCACAAGUUAUUAUUCAGCAAAACUCUGCGAGCGUCUACACAUGGACCUUGUGAAUGUUAUAAAAUAUGAAGAUUAUCUGGAUAAAGAAGGCAAACCUAUUUUCAAACCUCCGCCCCCUCACCAAUUCCUUAAAACAUUUGCAACAAGAUUAUGAAUAUUUAAAAUAAUAGUAAUAACUAUCAGCAGAAAUAAAAAUUGACUUGAUGUAUCACA
This is a messenger RNA of Bactrocera dorsalis (oriental fruit fly), 858 nucleotides long. RefSeq lists its product as uncharacterized. The transcript has a single exon. Gene Ontology annotation, molecular function: N-acetyltransferase activity. The coding region runs from base 101 to 799 and encodes 232 amino acids. The record is from RefSeq and is a predicted model, not a curated record. NCBI's taxonomy places the organism in Eukaryota, Metazoa, Arthropoda, Insecta, Diptera, Tephritidae.